Colletotrichum karsti is the source of this 1614-nucleotide messenger RNA. RefSeq lists its product as uncharacterized. Bases 1 to 1614 code for a protein of 537 amino acids. The transcript has a single exon. NCBI's taxonomy places the organism in Eukaryota, Fungi, Ascomycota, Sordariomycetes, Glomerellales, Glomerellaceae. The record is from RefSeq and is a predicted model, not a curated record.
AUGGCGACCCCUGGCAUGCUCUACGUUACUAUGCAGCCGAAGCCAGAUCUGGCUCUCGAGCAGUUCCACGAGUGGUACAAUAACGAGCACGGCCCGACUCGCUUGCGUCUCCCCCAAAUCUUCACCAACGGCCUGCGAUACCGCGCCAACGACGGUAAGGAGCCGACCUUCCUCGCCAGCUACGACGUCACCUCCAUGUCUCAUUUGGAGACGCCAACCUACACAACCCUCCGAGCAAACCGAUCUUCGCGCGAGGCCGAAACCAUCGGCCAGGUCGAUGUCACGAGAUACUUCUUUGACUUGGUCAUUGAGCGUCACGCACCCUCAUUUCGCCCAAUUGAGCAGCUCUCUGAUAAAGAGGCCGAGGGGCUCGAGUUGGUGGCCAUUGAGACCACCCUCAACGACGAGACCGCAGAGGCGGACUUCAAGAAGUGGUACGAGGAGGAGCACAUCGACAUGUUGUCCAAGGUGCUCGGCUGGCUGAGGACGAGAGUCUUCAAGAUCUCCAGUCUCGGAGACGGUGCUGGCGCCAAGUCCACCUUCUUCGUCCUCCACGAUUAUGCGCGAGAGAACGGUCUGGGAGGCCCUGAGCACAAGGCCUCUACCGCUACACCACGCGCUGCCGGCAUCGCCAAGCACGUCAAGGCCAUGAAUCGCCGUACCUACUCUCUCUUCUACGUCUUUGGCCCCGCACCCCGCGACCUGCACAACCUGGCCAAGUUGCCUGCCUCUACCGCUAGCUGGACGUCGCCCGAUGGCAAGACCAAGACGACGCCAGGUGAGAAUGAGGCCAUCAGCUCUUACAUCACAGCAGAGGACAGCCUCUCUAUUCCCUACAGGCUCGAGGGCAACCCGUCCCCCGAAGCACCAACUGUGGCCUUCUGCAACUCCUUGUUGACGUCGCUGCACAUGUGGGAUCCCGUUGUCGAUAUCUUGAAGCAGAAGCGCCCGGAUCUCCGCAUUCUACGAUACGACACCCGUGGUAGACACUCAAUCCCCAGCCCGCCUGUCCCGGCCACGCUCGACUUGUUGGCUUCUGAUCUGCGCACCGUCCUAGACGCUCUGCGUAUCCCUAAGCUGCAUGCCCUCAUCGGUGUGUCGAUGGGAGGUGCCACCACCACAAACUUUGCUCUGAAGUAUUCCGAUCGGCUGGAAAAGUUCAUCGCCUGUGACUUCAAUGCCACUUCGAGCGCUGCCAACACCCAGGCGUGGAAGGAUCGCAUCGCGGUCGCGCAGGAAGACGACGGGGCCGGUAUUGCCAAGCUGGCGCAGCAAACGGUAGGUCGUUGGUUCCACCCGGCGACAAUGGAGAAGGAAGACGUCGUCAAGUCGAUGACGCAGAUGGUGGCUGCCAACGACGUGACCGGUUUCGAGUACAGCUGCCAGGCUCUGUGGGACUACGAUCUGAAGCCGGCGUUGGGCUCGUGCAGAGUGCCCGGCUUGUUGGUCGUCGGAGACGGUGACGGCAAAGGCGCCCUCGUGAAGGCGAUGGACGGAUUCAAGGGCCUGGUCGGAGAGAAGGGCGUCGAGUUGAAGAUUGUCCCAAACGCCGGCCAUCUCCCAAUGUGGGAAUCCCCUGCGGCAUUCUGGGAAGCUAUCCAAGAUUUUGUCUAG